This is a messenger RNA of Acanthochromis polyacanthus (spiny chromis), 654 nucleotides long. RefSeq names its product lysozyme g-like. Gene Ontology annotation, biological process: peptidoglycan catabolic process. Lineage: Eukaryota; Metazoa; Chordata; Actinopteri; Pomacentridae. The record is from RefSeq and is a predicted model, not a curated record. Gene Ontology annotation, molecular function: lysozyme activity.
AUGGGGUUAUGGAAACAUAUGGCUGUUGAAACGACCGGAGCUUCAGAGAAAACAGCUCGACAGGACCGACUGGACUCCGGGGGUGUGAGAGCAUCAUACACGAUGGCAAAGACUGAUUCUGGCAGAAUGGAAAAAUACAAGUCAAUAAUCAAUGCAGUGGGAUCAAAAUAUGACAUCGAACCAGCUCUCAUUGCUGCCAUCAUCUCCAGAGAGUCCAGGGCUGGAAACGUGCUUCAAGACGGCUGGGGAGAUCAUGGCAACGCCUGGGGACUGAUGCAGGUUGACGUCAAUCCAAGUGGAGGUGGACACACUGCUAAAGGCGACUGGAACAGCGAGGAACAUCUCUCUCAAGGCACUGAGAUCCUGAUUUAUUUUCUCAAUCGGAUCAAAAACAAGUUUCCCAGCUGGACCAGUGAGCAGCAGCUGAAAGGGGCGAUAGCAUCCUACAAUACAGGGGAUGGAAGAGUAAACUCCUAUGAGAAUGUGGAUGAGAAAACCACAGGCAAAGACUACUCCAACGAUGUUGUUGCCAGAGCUCAGUGGUACAAAACUAAUGGUGGCUUUUAGCAGCUGAAACUGCCAGACAUGUCUGAGAAAUCAUGAAAGAAAUGUCUAUAUAAUGUGUCGACCUGAAUAAACAUAAUGCAACUCAAA